UUUUUUUUUUCUUUCUUUCUUAUAAAUAUAUAAAUAUAUCAUGUCCAAAAAGCAACAAGCAGCAGAAGUACUUGUACGAUUAUUAGUAUCAGCAGGAAAAGCUUCACCUCAACCUCCUGUUGGACCUGCUUUAGGUGCAAGAGGUGUGAAAUCCAUGGAUUUUUGUAAACAAUUCAAUGACAAGACCAAACAUAUUAUUACCGAUACACCAGUACCAACUGUUAUUACCAUUAAACCCGAUCGUACCUUUACAUUUGUUACAAAGACACCUCCAACUACCUUUUUAUUGAAACGGGCAGCAGGUAUUGACAAAGGAGCAUCAAAACCUGGAACAGAAAUUGUCGGCAACGUCAGUUUAAAACAUGUAUACGAGAUCGCCAAGUUGAAGCAACAAGAUACCAACCUCAAGCAUUUAUCACUAGAAAGUAUUUGUGGAAGUAUCAUUGGUGUGGCCAAAAGUGUUGGAAUUCAAGUAGUCCAUUAGUUUGGUUUUAAUGUAUAGUUUAAUUUAGUUUAUAGUUUUUUAUUGUUCUUCAUAUGCAUCGCGUCCUCCUUUUUUAUUUUUAUUUUUUUUUUAUAUAGAUUGUAUAUGUUGAUAUGGAUAGACAGUUUAUUAUUAUUAUUAUUAUUGUUUUGAUGGAUG
Molecule: messenger RNA, 643 nt
Organism: Halteromyces radiatus
Lineage: Eukaryota; Fungi; Mucoromycota; Mucoromycetes; Mucorales; Cunninghamellaceae
Product: 50S ribosomal protein L11
Exons: 1
Coding region: 41-484 (147 amino acids)
Biological process (GO): translation
Cellular component (GO): mitochondrial large ribosomal subunit; ribosome
Molecular function (GO): structural constituent of ribosome; large ribosomal subunit rRNA binding
Source: RefSeq, a predicted model, not a curated record